This is a messenger RNA of Orycteropus afer afer, 1272 nucleotides long. The record is from RefSeq and is a predicted model, not a curated record. NCBI's taxonomy places the organism in Eukaryota, Metazoa, Chordata, Mammalia, Tubulidentata, Orycteropodidae.
AUGUUUGUGGCGCGCAGUAUUGCUGCGGAUCAUAAGGAUCUCAUCCAUGAUGUCUCUUUUGAUUUUCAUGGGCGGCGGAUGGCGACCUGCUCCAGUGACCAGAGCGUCAAGGUCUGGGAUAAAAGUGAAAAUGGGGAUUGGCAUUGUACUGCUAGUUGGAAGACCCAUAGUGGAUCAGUGUGGCGUGUAACAUGGGCCCACCCUGAGUUUGGACAAGUUUUGGCUUCCUGUUCUUUUGACCGAACAGCUGCUGUAUGGGAAGAAAUUGUCGGAGAAUCAAAUGAUAAACUGCGAGGACAGAGUCACUGGGUUAAGAGGACAACUCUAGUGGAUAGCAGAACAUCAGUUACUGAUGUGAAAUUUGCUCCCAAGCAUAUGGGUCUUAUGUUAGCAACCUGUUCAGCCGAUGGUAUAGUAAGAAUAUACGAGGCACCAGAUGUUAUGAAUCUUAGUCAGUGGUCUCUGCAGCAUGAGAUCUCAUGUAAGCUAAGCUGUAGUUGUAUUUCUUGGAACCCUUCAAGCUCUCGUGCUCAUUCCCCUAUGAUAGCUGUAGGAAGUGAUGACAGUAGUCCAAAUGCAAUGGCCAAGGUUCAGAUUUUUGAAUAUAAUGAAAAUACCAGAAAGUAUGCAAAAGCAGAAACUCUUAUGACAGUCACUGAUCCUGUACAUGAUAUUGCAUUUGCUCCAAAUCUGGGAAGGUCAUUCCACAUUCUAGCUGUAGCGACCAAAGACGUAAGGAUUUUUACAUUAAAGCCUGUAAGGAAAGAACUUACUUCCUCUGGUGGACCAACAAAAUUUGAAAUCCAUAUAGUGGCUCAAUUUGAUAAUCAUAAUUCUCAAGUCUGGCGAGUGAGUUGGAAUAUAACAGGGACAGUACUAGCAUCUUCAGGGGAUGAUGGCUGUGUAAGAUUGUGGAAAGCUAAUUAUAUGGACAAUUGGAAAUGUACUGGGAUUUUGAAAGGUAAUGGGAGCCCAGUCAAUGGGAAUUCUCAACAGGGAAACUCAAAUCCUUCCCUAGGCUCAAAUAUCCCAAAUCUACAAAAUUCGUUAAAUGGAUCUUCUGCUGGCAGGUAUUUCUUUCCCCCUCUGGAUUCCCCACAGGCUGGAUCAAGAUGGUCCAGUUAUGCCCAGCUCCUUCCUCCUCCUCCUCCUCUUCCUCCUCUGGUAGAGCACUCUUGUGAUGCUGACACUGCCAAUCUCCAGUAUCCUCACCCUCGCAGACGAUUUAUCUCACAGCCUCUUAACCCCUUACCUGAGAAUGAGGGGGUUUAA